Mizuhopecten yessoensis (Yesso scallop) is the source of this 5812-nucleotide messenger RNA. RefSeq names its product phosphatidylinositol 3,4,5-trisphosphate 3-phosphatase TPTE2-like. The record is from RefSeq and is a predicted model, not a curated record. Gene Ontology annotation, molecular function: phosphatidylinositol-3,4,5-trisphosphate 3-phosphatase activity. Gene Ontology annotation, biological process: dephosphorylation. Bases 118 to 1749 code for a protein of 543 amino acids. Gene Ontology annotation, cellular component: cytosol. Lineage: Eukaryota; Metazoa; Mollusca; Bivalvia; Pectinida; Pectinidae. The transcript has 15 exons.
GAUACUGAGUCGGGAGAAGGAAAACGUGAAGAGCUGUCUCUGAAAUGUGAGCACGGGUAUUUGGUGUAAAAACAACAAAAAAAGUGUUCAUGUGUUCAAAAACGGGUGGAUGCUAACAUGAGUAACUAUGAGAGAUUUGACUCGGAUCGGGGUGAGCCUGAGGGGGCAGCUGAAAUUGAUGUCACUACAGCGGAAGGUAGAGAGAAUAAAGAUACACACAUUCAAGUUAAUGACCCUGCGGAGGAAGGACAAGUGACAUUCUAUGAAUCGGAUAACAAAGCCGGUUUAGAAUAUGUUGAUGAUCCUGCCCAGUCUGUUCAACUUACUGGAUUGAAACUCAUUCAGUCCAAGUUCAAGGCUGUCAUUGAGCAUAUCUUAUUCCGCCUCCUGACUGUGGUUUUGAUCCUGUUGGAUUUGACCCUGACCAUUAUUGGGCUGGCUAACACAGACAGUGCCAGCAGUGGCUUAGAGAUUGUCUCCCACUGUAUCAUCACCUAUUUCCUACUCGAGGUGGCAGCACGCAUAUUUUAUCUGGAGCGGCUAUUUUUCAGCAGUAUCCUGGACAUGGUUGAUGGAGGGGUAAUUGUUGUAUCCUUUAUCCUAGAUAUGGUAUACAUUGGUUUGUCAUCAACUGAUCAAGACAUCGAUUAUAUCAGGUUGGUUGUGAUUGGUCGAGUGGUGAGAAUUAUCAGAGCAUUGAGAGUUAUCUACCUUAUGGUACAGCAACGGCGACACGUUGCGACAGCUUCCCGUCGUGUUGUGUCCCAGAACAAGCGGCGAUACCAAAAGGAUGGGUUUGAUCUGGAUCUGUGCUAUAUUACAGAGAGAGUGAUUGCUAUGUCAUUUCCAUCUAAAGGGAUGAUGGCAAUGUAUAGGAAUCCAGUAAGGGAAGUGGCAAGAUUCUUUGAUGAAAAACACAAGGACCAUUACAGAAUUUAUAACCUUUGCAGUGAAAGAGAUUAUGAUGAGGAAUUGUUCCACAACAGAGUGGAACGUGUUUUCAUAGACGAUCACAAUGUCCCCAGACUAAGUGAGAUGGUAGAUUUCACUGCUAAUGCACGAGAGUUUAUGAACCAGGAUCCACAGAAUGUGAUAGCAAUCCAUUGUAAAGGCGGCAAGGGUAGGACGGGCACAAUGAUAUGUACUUGGCUCAUUGACUGUGGCUUGUUUGAGGAUGCAGAGGAAAGCUUGGGCUACUUUGGUGACAGGAGAACAGAUUUAACUGUUGGCAAGACAUUCCAGGGAGUGGAGACUCCGAGUCAGAGUAGAUAUGUUGGAUAUUAUGAAAAAGUGAAGAAAGAUCUGAAAGGACAACUACCUCCACGAAAAGAGAAGAAAAUGACAUCUGUUAAAAUUGAAGGCCUCACAGGUGUUGGCAAUGGAGACGGCUCUGACUUUUCUAUGGAGAUUAGAGUUGACGGACUGCUCAUAUAUGAAUGCCGAUUUGGUGACAAUAUCAAUUGUCAGAUGAUGAAGUACACGGACAGCGACAGCAUUGUUGUCAACCUACAGAAUUCUCCAACUUUGUUCGCCGACGUCAAACUACGCUUCUUUUCACCUGCAAAAAACAUUCCUAAGAUUUAUGACAAUUGUGCCUUUUUCCUGUGGUUUCAUACCUCCUUCAUUGAAAAUAAUAAGCUGCGCUUAACAAGAGAUGAACUCGACAAUCCCCAUAAGAAGAAAGCCAAGGAGGUUUACAGAGACCAUUUUGCAGUGGAACUCAACUUUGAAGAUGCUGAUGAGGACUGAGGAGGGUUGCUGACCAAGGGAGGAUUUCUGCCCAGCCAAAGGAAGGUUUCAGACUGGGGGGUGGGGAGGGGAGAGGAGAGGAUGGCUACGGGAGGCUUUUUUUACUUAAGAGAUUGAGAUUUGUUUAGUGAUGAAGACUUCUUACUGAGUGAAGUAUCUUUGUGAGGGAGGGUUUCAGAGUGAGGUAUCUAACUGAGAGGGGGUAUCUGACUGAGUGAGUUAUCUAUGUGAGGGAGGGUUUCAGAGUGAGGUAUCUAACUGAGAGGGGGUAUCUGACUGAGUGAGGUAUCUUUGUGAGGAAAAGUUUCAGAGUGAGGUAUAUAACUGAGUGAGGUACAGUAUCAGAAGUUGCUUAUGAGGAAGAGAUUCUUGGGAUUUCCUUUGAGGCUUUGAAGUCAACAUGCCUAUAUUUAGUACACAGGUGGCUUAUUAGCCUGGGAGGCUGUGCUUAGGACUUUUUGUUGGGGGAAACAUUCCUGGUAAAUACUUUGUAAUGAGGUUGGGGGAGACAUUCUGCUUUUAUAAUAUAAGGAGUCAGAGGAAACAUUCCGUUGUGUGAAAAGUCAGGGAGACAUUCCUAAUACAAAACAGGUAGAGGGAGACAUUCCUGUUAUGUAACAAGAUGGGGGGAGAGACAUUCCUAAUAUAAAACAGGUAGAGGGAGACAUUCCUGUUAUGUCACAUGAUGGGGGGAGACAUUCCUAAUAUAAAACAGGUAGAGGGAGACAUUCCUGUUAUGUAACAAGAGGGGGGAGACAUUCCUAAUAUAAAACAGGUAGAGGGAGGCAUGCAUGUUAUGUAACAAGAUGGGGGGAGACAUUCCUAUUAUAAAACAGGUAGAGGGAGACAUUCCUGUUAUGUCACAUGAUGGGGGGAGACAUUCCUAAUAUAAACCAGGUAGAGGGAGACAUUCCUGUUAUGUAACAAGAGGGGGGGAGACAUUCCUAAUAUAAAACAGGUAGAGGGAGACAUUCCUGUUAUGUAACAAGAUGGGGGAGACAUUCCUAAUAUAGAACAGGUAGAGGGAGACAUUUGUGUUAUGUAUCAAGAUGGGGGGAGACAUUCCUAAUAUAAAACAGGUAGAGGGAGGCAUUCAUGUUAUGUAACAAGAUGGGGGGAGACAUUCCUAAUAUAAAACAGGUAGAGGGAGACAUUCCUGUUAUUGUAAUAACAUUAUCUACUUACUUUUGUAUUGAAUAAUUUAAUGUUUAUUUUUAUACAUCAGACAGUUUUGUGAUUCUGGAUUUUAUUAUGAUACAUUCCAUUGUUUGAGGCUAGGUUGUAAAUUAGUAUACAUGUACUUUAACCAGAGCAUACUCUCAUGUGCUUUUAAUCAUCAUACUUUAUCAUGAAGCGGUGGAAGUGAAGGUUAUAGUUUACAUGUAAUUAAGUUAAGCUGUAACUUGUGUACGUGAUGUUUGUCCGUGAUGUUUUACAAGUCAUGUGCUAUCAGAAUGAAACACUUUCUAGUCACUAGGAGUGCCACACCAGUCAUAAUUUGAGAGUAUUAUGUGGUUAUGUGUACUUUUGUUGUUAUACUCUAUCCCCCUAAGAAACCAGCACAGCUAGUGAUUAUGUAAAAUCGUUAAAUGUAGGAACAUCAUCAUUCUAAAAUCACCAGAUACAUUUCAAAAGGAAACCUGGGUUGGGUUCUUUAAAGACAAUGUUUCAACUUGUAUUUGAGUCAAUAUGUAAAUUAGAAGAUAUAUAUUCUCUGAAAUUGGAAUUGUCCUAUAUAGAUUACAUUGACAAUGGACAAUGGACAAUGUUAACAUACUGUUUUUAUACAAUACAAAACCUGUUAUUGACUUUUUGCAAUGUUCCAAAAUGUUGAUUUUUCUCUCAUUUAAUACACCAUUGAAGUUCUAAUUGCUAUAGGUUGAAUAUUGAGAUCAGUAUUCAAAGAUUUUGUUUACCUGGUACCCUUAAAUCCUUUUGACAAUUGCCUUCGAUUUUUUUUAUAUAUACUUCUUGUAUAGUUUACUAAAGGAUGAUUUUAGAAAUCUGAUUUCUGGUAACAGAAAUAUUUUAUAGGGGCUGCACGGUGGCCAAGUGGUCAAGGCAUCUGACUAUCUAUGACCACCAGCCCUCAACCACUGGGUCAUGUGUUUGAGGCCUACAUUGGGGGCAGUCACCAGGUACUGGCCACAGGUCAGUGGUUAUUCUCCAGGCCUUUUGGUUUUCUUCCAACAUCAGAACUUUGCAUGUCCUUAAAUAACCACAACCGUUACUAGGACGUACGUAAAACACAAAACAAACAAAAAAACUAAUCCCUGCAAACUUCUCACUGGCACUACUAUCACAUACCAUGAACGGUACAAAUCUAUUUCCACCAGUUGAUAAGAAUUUGUAAAGGUGAGGCCAGUUUAUUGAGGGAGAUACAUAAAGUACUUAAGAAAAAAGAAAUAUGGAACUUUGACAGAUAUUGUCAGUAAGUGAGGAGGCAGAUGAAAAGAGGAGCGUGAAUGUGCCCUCAUGCAAUGAUAAAAAGGGCAGAAAGAAAAUCAGAUAAUAUUUUGGUCUUUUUACUUUUUAACACAUUGGUUACAUGUAAAUCAUGCUGUAUAUAUUUGUGCCAUAUAAAUGUGUACUUUAUAUUAAAUGAUGUUUUUGCUUAAGUACCAACCAGGUAUGUCUGUAAAUCACAUUUGUUUUGAAAUAUAUUUAUUUCAUGUUUUUAAUUCCUGCUGAAAUUCAAGGACUCAAGGAUAUUACGAGUGCCUUCCUGAUACAAAGAAUCAGAACAGUUCUGUCACUCUUUCAUGAACUGAAAUUCCCACAAAUUUCAACAAAGUUUGAAAAAUAAUCAUAAAAAGAAGUAUUAUUAAAAAGAUAAGUGAAUAUAUAAUUUCUCCAAUCAUAAAAAAAAUUCAUUGAAAAAGAUAAAAGUAUUUUGUAAAGUGCAAUAGGUUGUAAAACAUUAGAUAUAUUGAUGUUUAAUUUUAUUACAUACAUAUGUACAUCUAGUCUGCUUAAAAUGAUAUAACAAUAUGAAAGUGACAGUUUAAAUAAUACAAUAUGUAGUAUAUUAAUAUGAACUUUGAAUACUUGUGAUAGUAUCCUGGUACAGAUGUAUAGUGAGGUGCUGUGAUUGUUAAGAUCAGUCAUGUUCUACAAAUUGUGAUUGUUGUAGCUCUAUGGAUGCAGAUAGCUUAAAUCUAGUCCCGUUGUUGUUGUUUUCAGUAAAUGUUUGGUUUUUGUUUGAUUUGUUUUCACGGACAUGCGGCUUUGAGGUGCGACGACCUCUUACAAAGUAUGUACAUUGCAGUACACAUUUGCCUUAGAUGUUCAAAAUAGUAUUAUACAAUUAGAUACACAUGUAGUUAUAUUAUAUAUCUGUCGGUUAGUCUGGUGUAGUGGAUUGGUAUCCUGAAUUAGUAACCUCUAAUGUCAAUUAAAUUGUUUGUUAAUUUUAUAUACUUUACAUAUAGGAUAAUCAUGUAUUUGAAAUAUUUUCACUGAGGUUAAUAGUAAGUUAACAAUUGCUAUACUCAAUGAUUUAUUAGUGGAUAAGAUUGCUGAUGAUUAUUGUGAUAUUAUAAAUGCCCCCUUUGCCAGGAUGUAUCACAACAUAAAAUUAUUUAAAUAUGCAAAAUUAAUAUAUAUUACUAUAACCGUAGAAUAGAACAAAUAUUGUUAAAAUUAUAAAUUUUAUAUUAAUUUUGAACACUAAUUAUUUGGUGAUAAAUCAAAAUAUUAAUGGAAUGGUGCUAACAAUAUGAAAUCUGUUUUAACUUGCCUCAAAAGGGCCAAGCUCGCCCCAAAAGGGCCAAGUUAGCUUACACCAUGGUGCAGCGUCUGUCAUCAGUUAAUCUGUUGUAACUUUCCCUUUAUACACUACUAGUCCAGCACAGCUCAGUGGAUUUAGACUUCUUUUGGUCUUGAACAUCUUUAAUAGUGCCAAGGAGACACGUCAGUGUAUACAUGGAGGUUGUAUAAUCCUUCUUUGGGGCAGAGGGGUGUAGGGUCAAAUAGGGGAGUUAUGUAUGUGGCAGGGUUCAAUUGUACAUAGGAUUAAGGUCACCUUCUAGCUUAGAGCUAGAGGGAAUUUCCCUUCAGCUCA